This is a messenger RNA of Hydatigera taeniaeformis, 351 nucleotides long. The record is from the annotation of a GenBank genome assembly. NCBI's taxonomy places the organism in Eukaryota, Metazoa, Platyhelminthes, Cestoda, Cyclophyllidea, Taeniidae.
AUGUCCAGCGAUACAAAUGGUUGCUCGACGUUUGCAAAAGCCGCCAAAGGGCCAAGUAUCCCUGGAUUCCGAGGUACGCUCAGUGAGAUCAUUGUCUUAAUCUUCAGAGAACCUCCAACGUCCUGCCUUAUAAAUGGAAGGGUUCAGGAGAUUCCAGAAAUGCGAGUGGAAUUUGUCGUUCCGGAUAAUCUGGACAAAUGUGAGCUAAAGCCUUAUGUCUCGUGGAGGGCUGAGGUCAUCAAUGAGCCUCCUCUCACUUCGAAAUCUCUUUUCGAUAUGCGUUAUUCGGAUCGGGUUAUACAACUUCAUAAAACUGGAAGCAGUCCGGAGGAGAUUAUUUCGAAGCUAUGA